This is a messenger RNA of Daphnia pulicaria, 5411 nucleotides long. Its product is annotated as hemolymph clottable protein-like. The record is from RefSeq and is a predicted model, not a curated record. Lineage: Eukaryota; Metazoa; Arthropoda; Branchiopoda; Diplostraca; Daphniidae. The coding region runs from base 98 to 5218 and encodes 1706 amino acids. Gene Ontology annotation, molecular function: lipid carrier activity. Gene Ontology annotation, biological process: lipid transport. The transcript is spliced from 14 exons.
GUGGUGCGUAUUAACUCGGUUUUUUACUCGGCUAUUUAAGAGGUGGUCAAACUGCCAGACCUUAGCACAAGUCUUUUGAAGGGGCUUGAGCAUCGAGAUGGGUAAACUGCAGUCAUCUCUCGUUGUUUUGUCGGCACUUUUGUGCUUGACUUUGGGAUGGGAGCCCGGUACUCAGUACGAGUAUAAAUACAUUGGACGUUCAGCGGCUGGCAUGUACACUUUGAAGCAGCAGAAUGCUGUGAUUGAACUGCAAAGCCGUGUAAUCGUCCAAAGCAUUGAUGAGAACACCAUCGUCGUUAAACUUGCUGAUGGUCGCAUUAAGCGCAACGGUAACUUCGUUGAAAACCCUUACUUCAAGGGUGAGUACAGCGAAACCGGUUUCGUCACCAAGCCCGGUCACCCAGAAGAGAUCGAAGGUGAGGAGGACCAAUUGGUCAAUCCUGAACACUUGGGCGCUCCUUUCGUUAUCACCCACAACAAGGGAUCUUUCACUGGAAUCCAAAUUGAUUCCGAGGAGCCCCUGUGGAUUGCCAACUACAAAAAGAGCAUUGCCAGCCAGUUGCAACUGGAUAUCACUGGUGUCCGUCGUGAUGGCGUUUUCAACUAUGAAGCUAUCCCCGAGGAGGAAGAGACCAAGACUUUCACCGUCUUCGAGGAUUCCAUCACCGGUGACUGCAGUACCACCAUCACCGUUACUCGCCUGCCUUUGUCUCAAGUCCAAAUCACCGAUGCCUUCAAGUUGGGCUCAUUCGACGCCGUUUGCCAGGACAAGCCCGUCUACAAGAUUGUCAAGACCAAGGACUACAACCGUUGCCAGAACAACCCCGUCUGGUCCACUGCCAACCCCUCCACCCACUCCUGUGAGUUCGGCAAGGCUAACUGCGGUGAUUUCAUGAAGCGCUCCACCGUCUUCAAAUACAUCGCUUGCGGUGAGGCUUGGCCUAAGGUCACCUACGUUCACGCCAGCGGUUUCAGCGAUUUGGUUGCUCAGCCCUUCGCCACCGAAACCGACGCUUUGACCAACUCUGUCAUCAUCGACUGGACUUUGGAGAAGAUGGAAAGCAUUGGCUCCCGCUUCGCCGCUCCUUCAUCCCCCAAGGAACACAAGACUUUGUCUUACGUCUGGGGUGACUUCAACCAAUUGAACCACGAUGGAACCCCCGUUCAGCCCAACUUGGUUGACGCUUACAUCAAGAGCCCCGUCGCCGUCUCUACUCUGCACAAGAACAUCAUCGCUGCUCUCCGUACCGUCGCCAAGGAUCUGAAGGAGACCCCCGAUUCCGAAAAGGACAACAUUGAGCGUUUGGCCGUCAUUGGCCGCGUUCUGCCCAUGUUCUCUUUGGAUGAACUUAAAGCCUUGUGGCAAGAAGUCAAGACCCUUGACUACGCCACUAUGACUUUGUUCGUCGACUGCGUCGUCCAGUCUGGCAGCAACCCCGCUGUCAUGUUGAUCAAGGAAUUGGUUGAAUCCCAGCAGAUCACCGGAGCUAAGGCCACCUGGGCUUUGGCCGCUAUCGGCUACUUUGCCAAGACCCCUACUCGCCAGCUUCUUCAUGAACUCAUCAACCUGCUCAAGUCUGGCCCCGUUCAAGCCAGCAUUGAAUUGAAACAGACCACCAUGACCACCAUUGCCGAUCUGUUGCACAACGCUUGCGGCUCUCGUUUCUUGGCUGCCAAGAAAUACCCCGUUUCCGUCAUGGGCGACUUCUGCGACCGCAAGGACACCGUCAUCAUCGAUGAAUUCUUGCCUUUGUUGACCAGGGAAUUCGAGUCCAGCCAGAGCUCCGUCGACCGUAUCGUUGCCUUGUCCGCCUUCGGAUCUUUGGGUGUUGAGGAAAUCGUUCCUAUUCUGAUGCCCAUCAUCCGUGGAACUGCCGGCAAGUACGAUGACACCGCCGAGCGUGUUCGCGCCAUCCUCUCCCUCCAACGCGUUGUUUUCGUUGUCCCUGAAAAGAUCCACCCCAUCUUGGCCAGUUUGGCUAGCAAUGUUGCUGAACGCCCCGAAGUCCGCAUGGCUGCUUUGGGUGUCCUCUUCAUGUCAAACGCUCCCCAAACCUGGUGGCAGAAGUUCGCUUCCAGCACCUGGUUCGAACCUAACCGCCAGUUCGCCUCCUUCACCCACAGCCUGAUCGAGUCUGUUAUUAACAUGCCUCCCUCUGCCCCCUUCUUCGAGGAACUGAUCCAGAAGGCUACCGUUGCCUGGCCCAUGGUUAAGCCCGCUCCUUUCGGUCUUCCCUACUCCUUUGCCGAUAUCCGUUCUUCCUACUUGGAUGAAGGUAUCGCCGUCAUGAUGUACACUCCCAGCUACCGCGUCUCCGAUGAGCACUGGCCCGUCUACAUGGCUAACCGCUAUUACUACCAGCUCGGCCCCUUCUCCGCUGAUGCCGGCACCGUUUACUUGUGGAACUACAACAUGUCCGAAGUUUGGCAGAACAUCUUCGGCAAACUUUUCGGCCGUCUCACCAACAAAUACGAAUCUGCUUCCUCUGGCAAAGCCCGUGAAAGCAUUGGAAACAUGAAGGGCAUCUGGGAUGAGCUUAACGCCACCGCUCGCCCUGCUGACAAACGCGCUGGACUUUUGCACAUCAACCUGAUGGGCUCCGUCAACCGUUUCAUCAACUUGGAGAAAUUCGAAGAAUCCAUCCCCGCUAUGAUGACCGAGGCCAUGAAGUACCAGAACAAACCCUACGAAGUCAGCGUCACCAAGUACCGCAUGCUGGCCGAAUACAACGUCCGCUUCCCCACCAUGUUGGGCUUCCCCAUGCGCUUCUUGGCUACUCUGCCCAUCCUCGUCUCCAUGCAAGGUAACAUGAAGGGUGACGGUAAGGGCGGCAUCCAGUCCGACGUCGCCGCUGAAUUGAGCUGGAAGUUGAGCUCCGAGAUCCGCGUUGAACUUCCCUUCAACGGAAAUUACAUCGCUUCCGGAGUUGAUGUCCGCGUUGAUUCCCGCGCUCCCAAGGAGUUGAACUUCAACUACCACCCCAACGGUCAAAUCAAGGUGACCUGGACCCCUGGAAACAAGGUUACCGAUCUCCUCUACUACCACGUCAAGCCUUACACUGUCAGCCGUAACUUGGCCGAUAGCAUCAAGCCCACCCUCGAAGACAAAGCCACCACCAUCAUUAGCGUGACCAACAAGCCCGUCAAGCGUGAAUUCUCUUUGGGUGAACGUUUCGGCGCCAACAUCAAGCUCAUUGAACACAGCGAAGUCAAGUUUUCCGAUAAGCUCACCUGGUGGCAAUGGUUCCAGAAAUGGGACAUCAACGGUUAUUCCAACCUUGGAUUCGUUCCUCUGGAAGUCCACAACCGCAAAUACGUCCUGCGUUACGAUCCUUCCGGCACCCGUGCCCGCGCUGUUUCCUUCUACAUGCAAUACCAAUACGCCACCAAGACCUGCGAACACACCGUCGUCUACGAUUCCGAAGCUUCCAAAUCCAGGACUCCUUCCGAGCCCGAGAUUCUCUCCACCUCCCCCAUCGCUCCUGAAUUCCGCCCCGCUCUUGGUCGUCUCUUCAAGAACUUGGAGAGUGGCAACGCUCACCUCGUGAGAUCUGGACUCAUCGCUGAACAGAAGGAUGGCACUUUCAUCUACUUCAACGCCACCGUUGGUGUUGCCAAGGAUGCCUGGUACACUAAGGACUUCACCGAUAUCCAAAUCGAAAAGUACACCUCUGCCGGACCCACCGUUCGUGCCAACAAGAAGGUCGACUAUGCCAUCUGCCACACCGCUACCCGCAACUGGAACAAACCCCCCACUUACGGAUUCAGCAAGGAUGUUCUCUACAUGACCGAAGAGGACCAGAUUGGUUUCGGAGAACAAUGCGAUCAGUCCAAGCUUCGCUUCAAGGCUAAGGUCUACCGCGACGAUUACGCUGCUAAGGCCGCCAUGUACAGCCCUGCUGGCCAACAAUGCCAGAAGGAUUUGCACACUGGAUUCAUGUACGGCAGCCCCGCCUGCACUGAAGCUCGCCGUAUGGAUCAGACUUACAACAACUACGAAUUGAGCGUCGAGUCCGACAACUUGCCCGAGACUUUCGUUCAAUGGAUCCACGCUGCCCGUCAAUGGAUCAACCACAAAGUUUAUCCUUUCACCGUCAAGCACAUCCAAGGACAAUCCAACCCUGCCAACCGCGCCAGCUGGAUCGUCAAACGUGAUCCCUUCACUGGAGCCAGCAACAUGACUUUCGUCCGUCCCACUGAAACUUUGGUGGCCUGGAACGUCCGCCGUGGUGAUAAGAACAUCAACCAAUGGGCUCGCUUCUCUCCCAUGACUUUCGCUUACUCCAAGGUCUUCUACCCAUUGAGCGCCGGAAGCAACUUCAUCCGUGACGCUGCCAGUUUGACCACCGGUGGUGUUUCCGAGUCCCGUUGCUAUGUUGGUCCCGAUGCCGUCUACACUUACGAUGGUGCCCACUACAACUACACCAUCAACGAGUGCCCCCACGUUUUGAUGACCGAUUGCCACAAGACUUCCGAGAUCGCCGUCACCGCCCACCAGGGUAGCGAAGGACAAAAGAUCGUCACCGUCAUCUACGGAAAGGACACCGUCGAGUUGGACCCCACUGGCUAUAUCACCAUCAACGGAGACAAGAGCGAGCUCAAGAGCUUGGAUAAGGAAUCCCGCUUCGAAAUCCGCGAACAGGGAGCCAAGGAAAUCAAGGCUGUUAUCUUCCCCCACGCUGAUAGUAUCAUCAUGGAGAUCAAGAAACAACACUUCUUCAUCAAGGUCCAAGGAUCUCACGUUGAGAUGACCGCUCCCCAGUACCUGCGUGGUAGAACCUGCGGUGUCUGCGGUGAUUUCAACCAGGAGAUCGCUGGUGAAUUCAAAACUCCCGCCCGUUGCGCCGUCUCUGGUGGAGAACUCAUGGCUGCCAGCUUCAAGCUGAACUCCAAGGGAUGCUCUUCCAACGAAGAUCAGGAGAUCUCUCGCCGUCUGCAAAAGGAGACCGAGACUUGCCAGAUGAUCGACCAACAGUACCACACUCACUUGCCUGAAUAUGAUAUCAAUGCUCCUACCAAGUGCACCCGUUUCGAGAAACUCACCUACGAAGGUGUCUCCCACAAGGGUCAAUGUGAAUCCGUUGAAAUGAAUGCUUUCUGCCAACCCGGCUGCAAGCCUUUCAUGAUGAUCAGCAAGCCUUUCACCUUCAAGUGCCAAGGUGAUUUGCAGGACUUUGUCAGUCCCAUGACCGUGCCCAGCUCUUGUAUUACUGCCUAAGUGGUGGUAUUACGCGUUUCGGUAGAAAUACCUGAUGCAAGAGUAACUGUUUUGAUUAAUUAUUCCUCCUACUGUUCUCGAUUGAUUCGCUAGUAACAGUUUAGUUUAUUCUUUCAAACAGCUCUAUGUACGUGGUCUGUUUUAUGUAAAAUUUGGUUAUUACGAAGAAAAUAUACAAGUAGUGGGCAAUGCA